Budorcas taxicolor (takin) is the source of this 4682-nucleotide messenger RNA. It is a transcript of the gene CALD1, whose product is annotated as caldesmon 1. Gene Ontology annotation, molecular function: myosin binding; calmodulin binding; actin binding. The record is from RefSeq and is a predicted model, not a curated record. Gene Ontology annotation, biological process: muscle contraction; angiogenesis; actin filament bundle assembly. NCBI's taxonomy places the organism in Eukaryota, Metazoa, Chordata, Mammalia, Artiodactyla, Bovidae. Gene Ontology annotation, cellular component: actin cytoskeleton. The transcript is spliced from 14 exons. The coding region runs from base 120 to 2405 and encodes 761 amino acids.
CUUGAAGAUCAUCCAGCCAAAUUCAUAGGGAUUGGUAAUCAACCAGAGGUUCACGAGCAGACGUUUGACCGCUUCCCCAUCCAGACGUUCUCUGGUCUCCCUAAAUCUGAACCCACACCAUGGAUGAUUUUGAACGUCGCAGAGAACUCAGAAGGCAAAAGCGAGAAGAGAUGCGUCUGGAAGCAGAAAGAAUCGCCUACCAGCGGAAUGACGAUGACGAGGAAGAGGCCGCCCGGGAACGGCGCCGCCGUGCCCGACAGGAAAGGCUGCGGCAGAAGCAAGAGGAAGAAGCCUUGGGGCAGGUGACUGACCAGGUGGAGGUCAAUACCCAGAACAGUGUGCCUGACGAGGAGGUCAAGACAACCACCACCAACACUCAGGCGGAGGGCGAUGAUGAGGCUGCUCUCCUGGAGCGACUGGCUCGGCGGGAGGAAAGACGCCAAAAGCGCCUCCAGGAAGCCCUGGAAAGGCAGAAGGAGUUUGACCCAACAAUAACAGAUGCAAGUUUGUCGCUCUCCAGCAGAAGAAUGCAAAACAACACAACAGACAAUGAAACAGCAGAGAAGGAAGGAAAAAGUGAAAGUCGCCAGGAAAGACAGGAGCUGGAGGAAAUGGAAAUAGUCACCAAGUCACACCAGAAGAAUGAUUGGAUGGAAGCGGAAGAGAAAAAGAAAGACGAGAAGGAAAAGGAGGAAGAGGAAGAAGAGAAGCCAAAGCCAGGGAGCAUUGAAGAAAAUCAGGUAGAGGUGGUGGUAGAAGAGAAAACGGCAGACACCCAGCAGGAAACAGUAAUGCCGCUGAAAAAUGGGCAGAUCAGUGCCGAGGAGCCUAAGACCGAGGAGGAGGGGGAAAGGGGCUCAGAUGAGAUUCUCCAGAAUGAAAAGAUGGAAGAGGAAGCCAGGGAAAGAGCUGAGGCAGAAAGGGCCAGGUUGGAAGCAGAAGAAAGAGAAAGAAUUAAAGCUGAGCAAGACCGACAAAUAGCAGAGGAGAAAGCAAAAAAGGAAGCAGAGGAAAAAGCAGCUGCCCAAGAGAGAGAAAGACGGGAGGCAGAGGAGAGGGAGAGGAUUAAGGAGGAGGAGAGGAAGGCAGAAGAGGAGAGGCAGAGGAUCAAGGAGCAGGAGAGGAAGGCAGAAGAGGAGAGGCAGAGGGCGAAGGCAGAGGAAGAAGAGAGAGCUAAGAUAGAAGAGCAAAAACGUAAGAAGCAACUAGAAGAGAAAAAGGGGCAAAUGCAAGAGAAAAAGAUUAAAGGGGAAAAGGUAGAGGAGAAAACAGCAGGGAAGGGGGUCAGUGAAAAGAAAGUACAAGAAGAUAAACCUCAUACAGCUGUCCCAAAGAAACAGGAAGAAGAAAGGGGGGCUAAAGUGCCAGCUAAAAGAGAAAAGUCCCAAGAAGACAAGGCUGCCUUCAAAAAAGAAGAGCUCAAAGAUGAGAAGACUAAAAAGGAUAAAGAAAGCAAAGACGUUAAGAGCUUCUUGGAUGCAAAGAAGGGAUUUACAGAAGUGAAGUCUCAGAAUGGAGAAUUCAUGACCCACAAACUUAAACACACCGAGAAUACUUUCAGCCGCGCUGGAGGGAGGGUCAGCGAGGCCAAGGAGGCUGAAGGCACUUCCCAGGUGGAAGCCGGCAAGCGGCUGGAGGAGCUGCGCCGCCGCCGUGGGGAGACGGAGAGCGAGGAGUUCGAGAAGCUCAAGCAGAAGCAGCAGGAGGCGGCCUUGGAGCUGGAGGAGCUGAAGAAGAAGAGGGAGGAGCGAAGGAAAGUCCUGGAAGAGGAGGAGCAGAGGAAGAAGCAGGAGGAAGCAGAGCGAAAAGUGAGAGAGGAGGAAGAGAAGAGGAGGCUAAAGGAAGAGAUUGAAAGGCGAAGGGCAGAAGCUGCUGAGAAACGCCAGAAGAUGCCAGAAGAUGGUUUAUCAGAGGACAAGAAGCCCUUCAAAUGUUUCACUCCUAAAGGUUCAUCUCUCAAGAUAGAAGAGCGAGCAGAAUUUUUGAAUAAGUCUGUGCAGAAAAGUGGUGUCAAAUCAACUCAUCAAGCAGCAGUAGUCUCCAAGAUUGACAGCAGACUGGAGCAAUACACCAGUGCAAUUGAGGGAACAAAAGCUGCAAAACCUACAAAGCCAGCGGCCUCGGACCUUCCUGUUCCUGCCGAAGGUGUCCGCAACAUCAAGAGCAUGUGGGAGAAAGGAAAUGUGUUCUCAUCCCCCACUGCUUCAGGCACACCAAACAAGGAAACCGCUGGCUUGAAAGUGGGGGUAUCCAGCCGCAUCAAUGAAUGGCUAACCAAAACGCCCGAGGGAAGCAAGUCGCCUGCUCCCAAGCCUUCUGAUUUGAGGCCAGGAGAUGUAUCUGGCAAGAGGAACCUCUGGGAAAAGCAAUCUGUGGACAAGGUCACUUCCCCCACUAAGGUUUGAGACAGUUCAAGAAAGAACCCAAAGUAGCCGCUCAAGAUGCUGGACCAGCUCAGUUGAAGAGGGCUAAUUUGCUCUGUUUUGUAUUUAUGUUGAUUUACUAAAUUGAGUUCAUUUCCUUUUGUUUUGUUUUUCAUUAUCCCAUUAAACCCAUGUAUAUUAUCACUAUAUUUAAUAAUCACAGUCUAGAGAUGUUCAUGGUAAAAGUACUGCCUUUGCACAGGAGCCUGUUUCUGAAGAAACCCAUGCUGUGAAAUAGAGACUUUUCUACUGAUCAUCCUAACUCUGUGUCUGAACAGUGAUACCAGCCACAUUGAAGGUCAACAAAAGGAGAUCCGAGUUGGAAAUUGCCUGAGGAAUGUGCAGUAUCCAGAAAAAUGAAACCUAGUGGUUUAAAAAAAAAAAAAAGAAGUCAUGUCAUUUCUGCACUUUAGAAUAAAGCAUGGAAGAAAUUAUCUUAUAGGCAAUUAUAACACUUUGUGAAAGUAACCCGCUUCAGAUUUGAGAUACUGCAAUAAUGUUUGUCUUCAAAAUGGAAAGAUGUACGGUUAAGGUAUUACUUUUUUCAUGUCGAUGAAUAUCUAAAUUGGAUUAUGAUGUUAGCUGACAGUGGUACUGAUUUCUUUAGGUUGGUUGCUUUGUGGAUUUCUUUGGUAGUGAUAGUAAACCACAUUUUAGAUGACCCUGAUCGUGUAUGUAUGUGCAUACACGUACACAAACACACUAAUGGUAGAAAGCUUUUUUAUGUGCUAGGCUAUUAUAUUUAGCAGUAUGUCCCUGUAACUAGCCAAUAUCACUGCUUUUUAAAAACUAAAAAUCACAGUAUUAUAUUAAUAUUUCAUAUUUGCCAAUAGAAACAUGGCAGAAUAGGUAUCGAUAUGUUUCCAAUGCUGGAUAACCUAUAAGAAAGAGAGAUUCAAAGUGUCAAAAUGCAUUGACAUUUUCUAUAAAACAUAGUACUUAGUUUAUAAUUAAAAGCAAUCUUGAAGUCCAGUGUGAAUUGUACCAAAUCUACCAAACUUAAAGCUUGCUCAGAACUUCACUCUUAAGAAUCAAGUUCACAAUAGAUUGGCUAAAAUGCUAUCUGAGUUCUCUUCCUUCUCUGAAAAUUAAAGACAAGAAUCUGAGUGACAAAAUUGUACAGCUUGGAAUUCCAUAAAUAAGUGUACUAAGACCAACUUUGACUAAUCUCUGGAAGCAGAAAAGUAAGCAAAAGCCACUAUUUAGGAGUCAUGACCUACUUACAUCUUUAACAUCUUUUUAGUUAAACUUUUCUACCUUUAUUAGUCAUUGGUACUUGCCAUAAGUUGAUAAUGUGCUGAGCUUUCAAAAAAAUAUAUGUAAUUUUCAUUAGUUUUAUCUUUUUCCCCAAGAGUCUGUCAACUCAUUUGUACACACACAGUCUGGCUAUCAGAUCUUCUUUUAGCUCAUAUGCAUUCAUCUAUUCUUUACAAUAAGAGUACUCCAGUGUCUUGGCAAUAUGUUCUAGCAUAGAGCUAUACAUAUAGUGUAGUUCUAUAAACCUAUACCUCAUGACUUACCAAAGUUAUCUUAGUAUCAAUUCCUACCACAGUGAGGGAACCUCCUAAAUGACCCUUUUCUAAUCCACAAUAUUCCUUGGGGGAGCUUGCCGGGGUAGGGCUGGCAUGAGGAGUUACUAGUGCCUUCCAGAGGCUCUUUUCCUCAAAAAUCAAUAGAGUUGUUGACUCCUCUAGCUUUUAGCACACCUGGGCCAAAGAAAGUAAAGCCAGCAAUAUUGCACAUGUCACCCACCCAUGACAGAGUAGACAUGAGUCUAUGAUAAGAUGAACUAGAAUUCACAUGCAGUGCCUGAGUUUGCACUGACUCCCACGACUGGAGUGAAAUGGAUCAAAGUUUGAAUUAUGGCCUAUGGCGAGAUAAAGUUUCUUUGUUGUACUUUUGAAUAAGAGCUUCUCCUGAUCACUGUUAUAUAUUUUUUCUAGAAAGUCUAAAGUUAAGAAGAGAAUAUAUCGAUUGAUCCUGACUUUUAUUCCAGUAUUUGGAUGGAAUAACUUUUAGGGUAGAUUUUUGUUCGGUUUGAAUUUAACUUUUUGAAAAAGAAAUUCCUUGUUUACUUGUUUGAUUACAAUUCUCUUUGUUGUCUUUUUAAGAGAUAAACCUGCAAGGUGACUAGCAUGUUCUGUGAAUCUGCCAUUCCUAAAAAUUUUAUAAACACAAUAUUUUUCACUGAUAAUUGAUCGCUGCAAUAAAUAUAUAUUGUGAAAAUGCAUCCACAAUAAAUGGAAUUCCUCCAAAUGU